Molecule: messenger RNA, 1610 nt
Organism: Alosa sapidissima (American shad)
Lineage: Eukaryota; Metazoa; Chordata; Actinopteri; Clupeiformes; Clupeidae
Product: NAD-dependent protein deacylase sirtuin-5, mitochondrial-like
Exons: 10
Coding region: 148-1056 (302 amino acids)
Molecular function (GO): NAD+ binding; protein-succinyllysine desuccinylase activity; protein-malonyllysine demalonylase activity
Source: RefSeq, a predicted model, not a curated record
AAAAGCUACACCCCCCCCCCCCCUCCUCUCCAAGAGUUGUCAACUGAUCAUCAGGACCCGACUGUAAACAUUCGAUAACCUGUCAGAUUGGGGUGCGGCUGGUGAAUGCGUUUGUUGACGAGACGUGCCUAAGUGUAACUCCUCCUGAUGAUUGUCAGCCGGUUGACGUGUAGAGCGCUGACCUCCCACCUAUGUGCUGGACGAGGCCGGUUGAGAGUAGAGAUGACUCGUCCAAGCUCAGACCUAGCAGAGUUCCGUAAAAUAUUUGCCAAAGCACAACAUAUUGCUAUCAUCACCGGAUCAGGAGUCAGCGCUGAGAGCGGAGUGCCUACAUUCAGAGGAGAAGGGGGCUACUGGAGAAAAUGGCAGGCACAGGAUUUGGCCACUCCUUCAGCGUUUUCUCGUUCUCCAUCAUUGGUGUGGGAAUUCUACCACUAUCGACGUGAAGUCAUGCUUUCAAAAAAGCCCAAUGCAGCCCACAUCGCCAUCGCUGAGUGUGAGACUCGACUGUCCAAACAGGGCCGUUCUGUGGUGGUGAUCACCCAGAACAUUGACGAGCUGCAUCGCCAUGCGGGCUCCAAGAAUGUUCUGGAGCUUCAUGGAAGCCUUUUUAAGACACGCUGUACAAUGUGUGGAAAUGUAGCUGUCAACACAAAGAGCCCCAUCUGCCCAGCUUUAGAAGGGAAAGGCGCACCGGAUCCAAAGGCAGAAGAUGCCCGCAUCUCGGUGGAGAACCUGCCUAGAUGUGAACAAUCUGGUUGUAAUGGACUGUUGCGCCCAAACGUGGUCUGGUUCGGGGAGACACUAGACUCCGACGUCCUGACGGCGGCAGAGAAGGAGCUUGACAUGUGUGACCUCUGCCUUGUGGUUGGCACCUCGUCUAUAGUCUACCCUGCUGGCAUGUUUGCACCUCAGGUAGCGGCUAGAGGUGUUCCUGUGGCAGAGUUCAACAUGGAGGACACCCCCGCUACCAUGAGUUUCAGGUUUCAUUUUGCCGGCCAGUGUGGCAGUACCCUCCCUCCUGCUCUGGAACGUCAUGAGACUGAAACCAUCUGAUCACUGUGUUCUUUCUCUCUUUCUCUAUUCUUUUGUUCAUUUCCUUUUCCUCCUCCUCUCUCUAUCUCUCCCCUCACUCUUAUCCUCCCUUUCAUUGUGUUGGCUCUACCUUCAUCACUCUGUUUUCUCCUCUUCUCCCACCCCCUGUCGUUUCCUUUUCUCUCUGCCUGCACAUGUGCUGCUCUCCUCCCAGGAGCGUUCCUCUGGUCUAGCCCCUUUAAAUAGCCAUGACAUGACUGUGGUUGGCUGCGUCUACCACUCUGUGCAACAAAAGUCUUGACAAAAUAUGUGUGUGUGUGUGUGUGUGUUUGUGUGUGUGUGUGUGUGUGUGUGUGUGUGUGGUUGUCUGUGUGUGUGUGUGUGUUUGUCUGUGUUUGUAUGUGUGUGUGUGUGUGUGUGUGUGUGUGUGUGUGGUUGUCUGUGUGUGUGUGUGUGUGAGUGUUCUGGUAAUCUGGCAGACUGUGCCUGUGCUUGAUCUAAUUGUUUGCCAUUAAAGUGUGUGUCAUCAAAAGGGACUUGAAUGGGGAUUGAAUAAAGAAACCUUUUUGAAUUCA